AUGCUAGGGUAUGAAAGUUAUAAACCCGAAAUAUACUCCUGGAGACAUUAUGCAAAUGCCCUAGGUUAUCCCACGUUGCAAUUGGACCGCCUAGGGCACGGCAAGUCGUCUCACCCAGAUCCCGCAGUGUAUACUCAAGGCCCAUACGAAGCUUCUCUCUAUGUGGAUCUCGCCAACCAAAUCAGGUCUGGAAGCACAGGUCAGAUCCCGCAGUACGACGAAUUGUUGUAUAUCAGUAAUUCCUAUGGAUCGGUGCUUGGCGUUUACAUCGCCCAGACGUAUCCGGAUCUUUUUAACAUCAGCGUCUUUACCGGCUAUACUAAACGCAUUCUCCCGUCGUACUACGGAAUCGCGCUUCAAAACCCCCAGUCUGCCGCGGUGCUCUUUCCAGAGAGAUUCCCUAGCACAGUGCCUGCACUCUACCUGACUUCACCUAACGAGCUAACCCGAACCAACUCCUUCUUCGGUGUUCACGACCAGGUAGAUUUUGAGCAGGAGCUUGCUCAAAUUUGGUGGGAGCGGGAAGACGUCGUCGCAGCGGGAGAAUAUAUCGGCACCUACGUUCUGAUGACCAAGGCACCAGCUUAUACCAGGCGCAUCCUGGUCAUCACUGGCGAGCAAGACCAGCCAUUUUGUGGUCAAGGCACGCCCACGAUAGCCGUGGCCGCAUGCGGUAACCUGCUCCCAGAAACGGUGGAAAUAUUCCCCAACGCCGAAUUCAAUUGGAAGAGAAUUGCCAAAACUGGCCACGCGAUCAAUUUGUGCAUGUCCGCACAGGAGACUUUCAAGACUGCACAUGAUUUCCUGGCUGGUUCAAGGUUUAACGGAUGA
Molecule: messenger RNA, 831 nt
Organism: Diaporthe amygdali
Lineage: Eukaryota; Fungi; Ascomycota; Sordariomycetes; Diaporthales; Diaporthaceae
Exons: 4
Coding region: 1-831 (276 amino acids)
Source: RefSeq, a predicted model, not a curated record